GCAAUCCUCCGGAGCAGCGAGGGGUCUAACCGUACCCUGAGCCCGUCCCCGCCCCAACAGCGGUCCCCCCGGCCUGUGUCGGGAGCCGCCCCUUAUAUCCGCCCGCCCGCCCGACAGCUCAUCCCGGCCGACGCCCUCAGCCUCAACAAGGUCCUGGGGGAGGGCGACUUUGGCGUGGUGCAACAGGCUGUCUGGACCACCGACUCCGGGGAGAAAGUCCAGGUAGCGGUGAAGCGUGUGAGCCGUGAGCGCGUCAACACAGACUCCCAGAGCCUGCUCAAGGAGGCGGCCAUCAUGCAGGAGCUGGACCACGAGCACGUGGUGCGCAUGUACGGCGUCGUCAUGGAUACGGAGGAGAACAUCAUGAUGGUUACAGAACUGGCCCCUAUGCGCUCCCUCCUGGAGUGCCUGAAGGACCCCAGCCUCCGCGUGGACCUGCCCCUCCCCCGCCUCUGUGACUACGCCCAGCAGGUCUGUGACGGCAUGGCCUACCUGGAGAACCGGCGGCUCGUGCACCGAGACCUGGCCGCGAGGAACAUCCUGGUCUUUAGCAAAAACCAGGUGAAGAUCAGCGACUUGGGUCUGUCGCGACUGCUGGGAGCCGGACAGGAUUACUACCAGAGCAAGUUCAGCGUCAGCCUCAAGCUGCCCAUUGCCUGGUGUGCCCCGGAGUGCAUCAACUUCCUCAAGUUCACCUCAGCCUCAGACGUCUGGGCCUUCGGUGUCAUGCUGUGGGAGUUCUUCACAUACGGCUUCCAGCCCUGGGCCGGACUCAAUGGCCAACAGGUCCUGGAGGCCAUCUCCCCUCCCAGCGAGCAGCGUCUGGAGCAGCCCGACCUGUGCACACAGGACUACUACAGCCUGAUGAAAGAAUGCUGGACAAACCAGCCACAGGACAGGCCUACCUUUGCCAGCAUGAUGCUCCGACUGCCUCAAUUACGCCCCACCCAAGUGAAGGCCCUCAAGGACUACCCAAGCCCCACUGUGGAGAAAGGCUACAUCUACUACAAGACGGGUGACGUCAUUGUGGUCAUUGAUAAAACGCCCAGCACGUCGUCCCCCCCUGGCCUGGUGUGGCGCGGUGUGCUGAGCUCCGGCAAAAGUGGACUGUUUGACCCCACCAACGUGGUGCCCUUUGUCGAGCCAAAGUUCAGCCCCAUCAACGCCAAGACCAACUCCUUAGCCAGGAAAGAGUCGGGCAGGAAGUCCAGCCGCAAGAUCCGAGCCGACAUGAUCAGCCGACCCCAGAACGACCUUCGACAUACGGGACACAUCGGCUACGACGGUGCAGUCUUUGGGGAUGUGUCCUUUAUUGGGGACAACUACGACAAACUGCCCGUCAAAGUGGAAGGAGGCGGUGCUAGCCGAGGCUCCUCCAUGACCUCCAUCAGCCGUUGCCAUGACAACCCGGACCACAACGGACACAUCAUGCCCAGCAACUCCACAGACUCCCUGGAUAAGCCAACCUCCAACAACGGCUACGGACAGUCCUGGAUCAGCCGCGAGUCCCUCAACAGUCAGUCCACCUUCCACUCGGAGUUACAGGGCAGACAGAGUCCGUCUUACCUGGACGUGGAAGAUGACUCGUUGUUUGCAGACUUCAAAAUGCCAGAUUUGGGGAGUUCGUUUGAUUUCGGCCCAUCUUUCAUGGACGAGGUCCUCAAAGCUCUGGACGAGAAGGAGAAGCAGGUGACCAGUCCCGAGGCCACGCCGACGGGCGCCCCAGCCUACAGCUUCGCGGAGGAGGAGCUGAAGGGAAGAGGGGGCACAAGCUUUCCUCCCAGGCCGGCGCCACGCGGGGAGCUCAAGUCCACUUCCUCCUCCUCCUCUAGCUCAGCACCACCUCUGCCCUCACAGCCCCCGCGGGUGGAAACCCAUAAAGAGAAGAAGCAGGCCAAGGUCAAGCCCAUGUCGGCCUCAGACGAGAGGAUGGUGGACACGGCCCUGGCACGCGCCAAGGAGCUGACCUCCCACAUGAUCGGUGACGCCCGCCAGAGCCCGCCCGUCAGCCCGUCCUCCCACGACAGGUCCGGCUUCUUCGACGAGGACUCCCCAGGGAUUAUCUCCAAGCUGAAGAACUCAAUCCGACGCUCCACCUCGCCCAAGUCAGAGCGAAAGCGAACCUUCUCGGAGGAGCUGGAGAACAAGGCUGACCUUGACGCGGACAUGACCCCAGAGGCUCAGCAGGCCUACAACAUGCUGGUGGUGCGGGGCUCCGUCAAGGAGGGGCCUUCCUCUCCGACUGUGUCCUCCACCAGCUCCUCCUCCUCCCACCACCACGUCAGCGACUUUGUCAGCUCACUGGAAGCAGACUCCUCCAAACAGCAGGACUGGCGGGGCUAUGGCAGUCGAACCAGGAACUUUCCAGAACCAGAAGCAACACCCUCCCCGGAGCCGGAUCUGAUCCGCGACUCCAAGCGCGGGGGCAGCCCCCCUAAGAUAUCUGCCCCGUUCAACGUGUCCUCCUCCUCCGCCCAGGCGGGUGCUGGCUCUGGCUGCGGUCCUCCCCCUCCCAUCCCCUCCUCCCGGCCCCUCAUCUCCGCCCCCCAGCUCCAGCCGAAACCAGUGGGUGUGUCCCAGCCCAAACCGGCCUCCCAGCCCGCCCCUGUCCCCGCCCCCCGCCCUGUAAAACAGCCGGAACCCCCCGGCAAGAAGUCGGAGAUCCCCGUGCCCCGACCGCGCCCGGAGAUCCAGAGAGUGGAGCCCACCGUCCGCCAUCAAAUGCCCGAGUCGCCAGAGAUACCCGCCAAAAGCGAGAAGCGAAUCGACACGCACAUCCCCGUGCCUGCCUCCAGGAAAGAAGACUCGAAAGAACGAGAGAGGGAGGAACUCAAACGAACAAUUGAAAUCGUUCGCGUGGAGGACAGCAACAGCUAUCUCCGCGGUGACGACAGCUUGGAGAAAGUGUCCACCUCGUUUGACCGCACGUCUGCCCGCUCGUCCCAGAGGUCUUCUCUCGAUCGCUCGGACAACACAUCGGAGAACGCCGAGUCGGAGCGCGCCGAGUGGGAGCACAGCGAGUACUCCUCGGACAGCAGCAAGCCAGGCCGCGACUCGGACUCGCGGGCCAACACGUCGCUCAGCUCGGUGGAGCGCAGAGACUCAUUCAACAAGAAGCAGACGUCGCUGUUUGAGGAGGACUUCAGCGAGCCCUCCCCGCAGGAGAUCAUGAGCAAGCUGCGGGAGAGACGACUCAACCGACACCUGGACCACCAGCGGGCGCUUUCCGGCGACGGCGAAGCUUCUUCCUCAGCCUCCGCGGCGGGCAGCUCAGCCUCCAGCCGCCCACGGCCCACCGCCCGCGAACCUCAAGGUAUCCCCGGGCGGACGGCCAGCGUGGAUCAGGACGAUGGCCGCGCGGACCAAGAGGAAGAGGAAGUGGACACCAACCCUCUGCGCAUGCUGCGAGGCGGGGCUAUUCCCAUCCGGACGGCUGGCAGGGGCUCCGCAGGUACGGGUAAUCACCGUGGCAACCGGGGGGCGACAGCUGCCGCCCUCCGCGUGCCUCGGCUUUAUUUCUCCUCUAGUCAUCUUUCCAGAACCAAGCCUGAAGGGGGCCAGGAACAGCUGACGGUGGGACCAGAGGCCUCCUCUACGCAUGUCCUGACUGCUCAAGGUUCUCCACCCAGAGGUCACAGUUCAACACCUGGGGGUCAGAGUUCAACGUGUGUGAGCAGCAGCAGUGGGAGAGGAUCGAUGUCGGAGAGGGUCAAGGUCAAGGGGGAGGAGAGUACGGCCGAGUUCACCCGAGAGCUGGAGCGCUUGACCCACACGCUGAUGGAGGGCGACCUUGGGGAGGUGGCGAGCCUGGUGCUGGCAGACACGCCCCUGGACAGGGGUCAGGGGGCACAGGGGGAGCUGAGGAAGUUCUCCGCCUCGGGCUGCCAGAUGGAUCUAAGCCAGGUCCUGCCGCCCACCCACGCCCACACCCACCCCCACCACUUGCCCACCACCUACUACCACAACGAGCAGAACAGGCCGGCGCCGGCCGUACCUCGGUCUUAUGGCCGUGACGGUAAAGUGGAGAGUGUCGUCUCUCCGCCUCUAACCCCUUCCUGGUCUCAGUCUGGUGGGGGAGAGAUAUUGGAGAGUGUUUUUGCACCUCAAGCCCCAACUUGGUCCCGUUCUGGUGGUGGAGAUAGAAUAGAUAGUAUAAUAGUAGAAGGUCAGAUAGCUCCGAGUCAGCAGAGUCCCGUGGGCGAUAAUCGCGAUGUCCCUCCCCGCCUCCCCCCUAGACGAAGCCAGUCGGUCAGCGAGGACCCGGAGAAGGAGAUAAAUUCCCACGUCUCUCGUCGGAUGUUGCGAAGGAGUAAUAGUUUAGAGGGUUCCGACUCCCCUCCCGCCCUGCCCCCUCGCGACCCGCAGCCCGCCGCUUGUCGCACGCCGCUCAACGCCAGGCCGAGAGAGAGGAAGCAUCCUCUCCCCCCCACCACCCCACAGAGCCCACAGCCCCACACCCUCCCCUCCUCCCCCUGGGCGGAGAAGCGCUCGGCAAAGCUGACCUCCCACUCCAUGAUGACGCGCUCUCUCGACUCCCAGAUGCACCCGGCGACCCCCGCGCACCCCUCCUCCCAGUUGUCCCCGCCCGUGUGCGAGAGCAAGUGGAGCUCGGUGGACCUACCCCCGACCUACGACAUGUCUGUGUCCUCGGAGAGCCACGUGGUGGGGGAGACUGUGGCGGACACGGAGCCCACACACAUGCUCCUGGACCCCCACAUGUCCCACUUGUCCCACCAGCCCCUGGCGGUCAGCCUCCCGCCGGCCACAGACUUCACGCUGCCGGGGGAGGAGCCCACCCACGUCUCCCUCUCCUCCAUCACGCACAACAAACACUCGUGGUCGGCCGCCUUCACCUCCCCCUCCCCCCUCUCCCCUCCCUCGUUCACCUCCACUCAACAGCCCCCUCCCCUCUCUCACUCCUCGCGAAUGUCGCCCGGUAAAAGCUUCCACCGUAGUUUGAGUCACACCUACGGCCAGGGAGGGACCACCUCCUCUUCCUUUGGGGUAUCUUUGGCUUUCCCACAAUGCCCUAGUCUCGCAGAGAGCCAGAGUCCGCCCGCCGACCUCCCGCCCGCUCCCCCCACCCCGUCAUAUCGAGACAAAUUAGGUCUAGAUCCGCCGCGUACAAAAGUAGUCCGAAGCAUUUCCUACACCGCAGAGGGUGUGCAGCCCCCCAACCGGCCAGAAGAACUGUCCCUCUCUCACACCACCUCCAACAUGCGCAAGAGGCAGAAGAAUUGCGAAGAGGUAGAAACAUUGCUCAAAGUGUUCCCAAAUGAGGUGAGUGUGGAGGAGUGUACAGUUGCCCUAGAGAGCAGCCAGUGGGAUGUGAGUAAAGCCACCAAGUACCUACAGCUCAAGCAGCUUCUGUCCCUGGAGCUGGCCGACGUCCAUCGCUGCAAGCAGGCGCUGCUGGCCUCUGGCUGGCACGUGCACCGCGCGGCCGACCUCCUACUGCAGCAGAACAACACCCUAGCCUCGACUACCACGACAACCACCAGCUAUACACCGACGGCACUCCGCACCACCACCACAUCAUCAUCGUCGUCGCCAUCUUCAUCGUUAUUGUGCUCAUCAUCGGUGGUGGAGCCCGUGGCUGUCAGUGCGUCGUCAAAUGUGUUGUCACCAGUGUCAGCUUCGUUAUCAUCAUCAUCGUCGUCAUCAUCAUC
Aplysia californica (California sea hare) is the source of this 5669-nucleotide messenger RNA. RefSeq names its product mucin-5AC. Gene Ontology annotation, molecular function: protein tyrosine kinase activity; protein binding; ATP binding. NCBI's taxonomy places the organism in Eukaryota, Metazoa, Mollusca, Gastropoda, Aplysiida, Aplysiidae. The record is from RefSeq and is a predicted model, not a curated record. Gene Ontology annotation, biological process: protein phosphorylation.